UUUAAUUUUGAGUACACUUUAACAUGAGUUUCUCGAAGAGGGGUCACAUAGAAUUCCAUCAACUAUCAAGAACUAUCUGACAGGUAUCGCAUUUGACGUUCUAUCGAUAAGUUGAUACUUGGCUAACAUUCAGAAACUAACUUUAAAAAUCCGCAAGGGUACCUAACGUACAUAUCACAGGAGCUGGUGGACUUCUCUUAUAUGUUACUUCUUUUGAAAAAGUGUUCAAGUAACAUGUUUUUCAAAUAAGCAGUCAAGCUAGCUAACGUUAACUAGUUCUGACUCCCGACUUGGUGCCUAUGCUGGAGGUGUAGACUGACGAUACAUUCGUAUUGAAGAAAUGUUAGCUGAUUUGAUUAGCUACGUGUAAAAUAAUAUCUAAAAAACUAUCGAUAAGACAAUUAACCGAGUUGCCUAUUCACACUCACUCCAUUAGCUUGUUCGGUACCUUUGCUUGUUUAAUAUGGAAUGGCACAUAUCAGCUAGUUCACUGGAAUGGCACAUUAUUGCACAUCUUUCAAGUUUUUUUAUUGUUCUUGCGUUACGUUGGUGCAGCAAGUCUAGCCGAAAAAACACAGCGUAAGUCAGCUAGCUACAAUUUUCACCGCAGUUUUUUAUAAAUUGAUUUUAUCCAGUUGCAAUAGACACGCUAGAUUAACUUUAGCUAGCUAACUUAAGAGCUCCGAAUACUCUAGGAACGUCAACAUGUUGUUUUUGGCAAGAAGUUAGUCAGGAAAAUGGCGAGCAUUGUUGGGCUGAAUGGCCUGUUCUCGUCAUUAGGUUAUGUCAAAGAACAGUAGACUCACUGAAACUCAGGCGAGGAAAGAUUUCAUUGUUUUAAGUCCUCAACAAAUCCCAUUCAAUUAAUUUAUGCAAAUGCAUGCAUAACAUUCCGUGGAAAUGAAUCCAAAUUAUAUUGAGGCCACCAUUAACAUUGUAAACGAACAAUAGCCUUGCUUGAUUAAUAAGAAGAAAAUGUAAACUGAAUUUUUUAAAGCUCAGAUCAAAUACAGGAUGAAUCUAUUCCUAACUGUGUGCACAGUUUGGCAUCCGCCAUUUUGUAGACUUUUGAAUUUGAAAGAAAGAUAAGAGAAAAUACACUGAAACAUAAAACUCAGUAUACACUGCAAGAUGGUGCUAGUUUGAAUGCUCAGUACAUUAUCAGAAUGUUGCAUCAGUUGCCCCAAUGCAUGGAAACUCAUAUUUGUUCGAAAUCAUUGCUGCAUCAUCUGAAAUUAUUAUUGAGAAUUCCCAAUUGAGAGAAAAGGAAAAAUGGGAAUGAAAUGCUGUCAGCCUAAAUAAAAACAAGGUAAGCUUUUCAAAGUUGUAGUUGUGGGUAACCAUGCACCACUGCAGUAAGUACACCAAAGUUUAUUUGGGUUUACUUACUGCAGUGGUGCAUGAUGAGAUUUUUUUUAUUAACAGCAGAAGUGACAUCACUGUUCUUCAAAAACUUAUGAUGCUUUGAGUAUUUUUUUUACUAGUGAGCUACUUAGUUGAUACCAGAUAUCUUGCAUAGAAUUUUCAGGGGCAGUGUUAUCUAUAAAAAUGUCAAAAUUAGGGAUGGCACUGAUUGAUCGGCCAUCGGUCAUAAUACUGCAAUUGGCCAUCGGCCGAUAGUUUGAAAACAACCGAUGGUCAGCUCAGAUUAUGUUCUGUCAAUCAAAAUGAAACAAUAGUAAAUUGUUUAUUAUUCAAGAGGUGGUUUUCAUUUGCCUGUCAGAUACAAAAUAAUUGCGCUUCGUUUUCCAUGUUCAGUGUUUCCCACGUGAUCACUAACGUGAUUGGUGUAUUGUUUUGGGUGCACCAACAUUUGAUUGGCUUGGGGCAUUUGAGCAGUCAAUAAAACAUAGAUAGAUAAACCAUUGAUGUCUGCUUUUAACAUGACACCUAUUGACCAAUUAUAACCAAAAUGUACACUCCUUGGAGACUCUUCCGGAUAUUUGCAGUGCUGUGAAUACGUUUUUGCCCCCUUCCUGAUUUCCUCUUACAUAUUUGUCACACUGAAUGGUUUCAGAUCUCUAGACAUGUAAUGUAAUAUUAGACAGAGGGAAUUUGAGUAAAUACAAAACACAUUUUUAAAUUAUUUAUUUAAUGAAAAAAUUCAUCAAACACCAAUGUAAAAAAGUAAUUGCCCCCUUAAACUUAACUGUUUGCACCACCUUUAGUAUCUCUUCUGGAAUUUCCUUUGAUCGUGGGUUAGUGUGCUUGUAGAAACAUUGUGUUAAUGUCUGCAUUCUGAUGAUAAGGUUAUGAGUGAGGUUUAGAUAGGGCUAAACCUCAGAUUUAAUAGGGCUGGCUGCAAUUAAGCCUGUUUGUGUUCAGUCUGCUAAAUCAAAUGAUCAAUUAAAUUUGGUUAACCCCUUCAUGCAAGCUCCCUAGUGGCCAGGAUGCCUGUGUCCUGAGAUUGCUCAACUCAGUUAUUCUGCGCUCCUGCAACAAAACAAUGAGUGAAAACAACAAAGUCUGUGUUAUAGCUUUAUUAGGAGACUACACACGACAAAAGUUGCCAAAUACGCAGUUUCUAAGUGUCUCCAUUGUUACAUAGGUUGUCCGUUUAUCAAGCACCCCCUCCCUGCAGUCUCAUCUGCAGCUAUAUCCCCCAUGAAUGACAUGCUGGACAAUAGCAUCUAUCUGGAAGUUCAUAAAAAUAUUCUUUUCACUACCAAAAAUGUAUGUUCCAUCAUAGCAACAAGAUGAAGGCAACAAUAGCCCAAAGGUAUGCCAAUAAAUUUGGUGAAAAAUGCUGCUCACUGAAUAGGGAAAUAAGUGAAGUAAUUAGGCCUAUAAGUAAUUGUAUACCACCUCAUUCUAUCAAUGACAACUACUAAAUAUGGUAGAAAUACACAAUUCUACCUUUGGUUUUAAACAUCCUUUUUAAGAUUCAGUGGUUUCAAGAUUAAUUUAUUGUCUUGGCCAAUCCACUUAUAAUCUCUCAUUUGCAAUGCCUGUAUACCUUCUCAGAUAGCUAUGCGGAAAACCACACAUGCUGUUUACGCUGUUGUGGCCCUUUCCAGUUCAUUCCGGUUUGAUCGACAAUUCUUUUAUCCAGUAGAGGACAGUAAGCUUUCCAACAAUGUAUGACGUGUGUCCAAGGAUGUAUGAUGUGUCUAACUUGAUGUCUAGAACUGCGCAACAGUCUGGUCGCAUCUUCACCACUUUACACAUUCAGCCACACUGUUAGCAGAAAUACGUAAAGACAUGCACCAGGUGAGGCGUAAUUAAUGUUUUUAUUUUUCUAAAUUUUUGGGAAAUAUUAUUAAUCUUGAGACGUUCUCAGCAUGGCUUAGGCAUAUCCUCGUCUAGUUGAUAUGGAUAUGGGCAAUGAGUUGGAAGAGAAGAGCAAGGGAGGCUACUCUGAGCCCGACAGCAUUGAUUAUCUUGAGGAGGAUACGUACGAACAUGGCGAAGAUGUCCUUCUUGAUAUGAAUGGAAGAAUAAUAACGAGUGCCUGCCAAUCAUCGUCACUGAGCCAAUUAUAUCCACUCUCUUGGCUGCUGUUCCACCAGAAGUUUUGAAUAUCUACGUUCCAUGUGAAUCCAUCUUGGUCCUCAGUAAUGGAUGAAGAGCAAGACUACUCAUUCACAGGAAACACAGAGCACAGUGUGCUUGAUAUUGGCGAAGAUCUGAGAGAUGACAACUUCUUUAAACUUGUUCAAGACUUCUUGGGAUCACAGUCUGGAGAAAGAUUUUGCUUUGAUACACCACCCUGCAAGAACCGAUUGCUGAUUCAAGUGGGACUUAUUAGAGAGGAUAACAAAGUGUCUUGGGGAAAAAUUGUGAAAUGGCUUCAGAGUAUUUUCCCUAUGCAUCAUUCAACUGAUUUUUGUAGUUUGAUUCAAAGGAGUAUUGCAACAGCUUUGAGUUUGAGUGGAGAUGCAAGAGAAAAUUUCCUUGAUUCAUACGUGAACUUUGAAUAUGUUGGUCCAAUUUGUGAUACCUUUGGAAUUGGAAGAACAGAUCUGUUAGAAAUGUCAGACUUCUCUGAUCAGGCAAAAUGCUGUGAAGUCACGAAUGGCCUGAUAUUGGAACUUAGCAAUUUUAUCUCUAGGGAAGAAAUGGACGUAACAGCAUUGGUGUCAUGGUUGAGGAAUUUCAACCCUCAGUUUUGUAGCGAUGGAAAAAUUCAGAAGGCUAGCAAAGUCCUUCAAACAAAACUCAAGAAAUUAAAAUUUGACUAUCGAAUGUAUCAGAGGAGCAGGUCUCGGAAAAAUGGUAUGAUGGAAAAGUUUCUUCAAGCUAAAUUUGAAUUGGUUCCCAAAGUGCUACAUGUUAAAACCAGGAAGCCACAUCGUUUAAAUCGAAUGAAGAAACGUUUUCUCUCAAAAUGCCAUCACGGUGAGAAACUGACAAAACAAUUUCACAAAGAUAAUGAUGUCUUGGUGGCUACAUCAAAACAAAUUCCGGAUUCCCUUCCUCAAGGUAAUGGUGGGGGAAAACUGAAGGCCAAGUCAGAAGUGAAUGAAAAAAAAAAUGUUUAUAGGUUCGCUGCAAAAUCUGAACGUGUCUCUGCUGUUCAGUCCAAAGAAACAAACAACUUACUUAAGAUAAAGAAAGAAUGUGACUCUUCAACAAAAGAACAUUCAUUAGAAACAAGAGAAUUGACUAUAUGCUCAGUAGGAAGUCCAGAUGCAGCUAAAGCUGAGGCUUUAACAUUACUUGAUGUUUCCAUGCUUUCACUUCAAAAGCUGUCCAGUGUCUAUGGUGAAAAAACAGAAGAAUCCAAACAAGUUUCCAAAGAUCUCCUCCAAAAAACUUUUCUUUUAAUGUUGAAUGAAGAUCCUGUCAUGAAAGAGUUCAGUGAGAAGGUCAAGAAGUUUCAAAAAGUGACAUCGCCAUUACAUUUUCUUGACUGCAAUGCACAUUUUCUUCAUGAGAUAAGUGAUGCAGUAGAACAGCAGAUACUUGCUUUUGAAAGGGAGAUCAUUUUGUCAACUGGAGAAAAACUAGGACGUGACAAGAAUCCUAAAUUCUCCAGCUUUGUUAACUUCACAGAGAGUGCAGCUUCACGUUAUAUCCGAAUGGCCAGUGAUGUUUUGAGCCCUCGAGGUGAAACCAAGCACAGCUGUAGAAAACAGUGGCUUCAUUUUUGUCGAGCAACAGAAAAGCCUUCUAGAUUAGCUGUUAGUCAAUCCAAUCGCUUCAACAAUUAUUUUGAAGGGGCUGCAGGUCUUGUUCAUCAUCAUACUGACAUCGUUAAUUUUUUUUCAGAUUCCGUGUUAUCCAACACCUCUGACCAACUGAAUGUCAUUCAGGAAAGUGUCAGAGAUGAUGCCAGUGAUCAGGUUAUCCAGGCCCUUGUUUGUGUUCUUGCCAUUAUCUACUGUAAAAUUCUGGGACCCUAUUGGCAGCUUUUAAAGAGCAGUGCAGAGUAUGUGUACUUUCACAGAUAUGUACACUGCCUUUAUCAAAGCCUUGUGCAGUGGUCUGAGGAUUCUUCACUACUCCUUUUGCCAGAAUACUCUGAGAACAAUAUGUUCCAUCAGUUUUCCCUCCAAGAGAAGUAUUUUGAUGGGGUGUUUUCAUACUGUCGACCAAAUUCUAAAAAUCAAUAUGCUGCCCUAAUCAGGAAGUGCCUAGAGAAAAUCAUGAAAACAAUCACAACAGUGACUGAAGCAAAUCUGAAGGAUUUCUUACCGGGUGGUGUUUACUGCCAAGAUCCUGCACCAGAGAUAUCAGCUAAACUGAGAAACUGCCAGUUGUCUCAUUUGAUGGGGGAGUAUGCUUAUGGUCAUGCGUACAAGUACAAGUCCAAAAAGCUGGACAGUUCAGCUGCUGCUCCAAUGACCAAUUCUCUUGAUGCUUCUAAAGAUGGUCCUACAAUUCUGCAGAGUAACAGCUUUGCCACUGUGUUGGACCAUAGUGCUACCAACACUGUGCAGAUUUCAAAUGAGGUGACUACCACUCCUUCAGAAAUGGUGCCUCAUUGUCAAGGCAAAAUUCCAGAAAGCAGGGUGGUUAAGUAUUUACAUAUGCCAAGAGAGGACGUGGAUCCAAAGGGGGAAAAAAAACUUCCCCAGGACAUUACAACAAAGAAUUCAGUCCUUGUUGCAGUUGCUAAAAAUGGAGGACCAUGUACAAACAAGCAAGAUGUUGACCACUUAUUGGCCAGACUGGAUGGUGCUAGUCAUGCUCAGAAGCGGGAAGCAAUUCGAUGUGAAAUCAGUUACCAGAAAGUCAUUCUCGGUUCGAGAGACAAGAACCUGAAUCAAAUUGGCUUCUCUCUAGCAGACAUGGUUACCAAACUGAAAAUGGUAUUACCAGAUAAUGGUGAUGCAGGUAUACGCACAAUGACUGAGAGAUCAGUGUGUAAUAAGGAGGAUGAAAUGAGUCAUAGCCCGCACCAGUACGCACAUGAAACUACAUGCAGUCCAGAAGCUAAAUCUUUUAUCAACAGAGGCAUUAAUUUGGGAAAGAGCAGAAUGCACACCUACAAAAAUUACAGGGAGAACUUUGACUUUCAGUAUUCUCCUGUUCACGAUUGAAAUGGCAGAACUAUUUGUGUCUAUUUCAGUCUGUAUUUCUUUUAUAUAGCACAGGGUCUUGAAUAUUUUUGGUAUUAAACUUGAGUGACAUGGUAGGAUGUGCAAAUUAAUUUACAUGUCUGAUUGAAAUGCAACUACUUGAAAGUCCAACUAUUUGGCUUUACUUGGUGCAUUCUAAAUUAGAAAAUUGAAAUUGGAGAAAUUUGAAAGGAAUCUGAAUAUGUAUUGAGACACUUACUAUACAGCUGUGUGGGAAUCUUUAUGUUCAUAGUAUAUAUUUUAUUAUUUGUAAUGCCAGAAAUUCAUAUGUGGUCUGUGAAUGAACAAUAUAUAAAGGUGGUUACUGUUUUUGCUGGAAUGCUAUAAAAAGCUUCAAUUCUGUUGUUACUACUUGGAAAAACACCCAGGUUGGGGCUACAAUUAAAAUGUGGAUCUUGAGGAAGAUUUUUUGUUGAACACACUAAGCAUUUAUAUGUAAUCCGUGUUACAUUAUGCCCUACUAAAAGCUAAAAUCUGCAACUUGUAUAUUUCAUUUUCAGACUUAUUGACUAUCUGCACGUAGCUUUCGCGAACAGUAUUAGUUGCCUGUAAUUCCUUCGUUUUACAGAUUUGAUUUGCAUUUAAACAAGAUUUACUUAGUAAUUUGUACAUCUUUCACAGAAGCAUUGAUCUGUUCACUGAUAUGGGGGAAGAAAAGCACCUUUGAGAUGUCCAUCUCCCAAUGGGGUAAUUCUGUCUUUUUCAUCACGAGACACUUGCGCCCACUUAGUGUCAUGCUUUGUAUGCAAGCUGUGGCAAGUAAGAUACACUACAUGACUGAAAGUAUGGACACCCCCCCCCCCAGUCUGGGGCUGAUUUCAUGGUUUGGGCUAGUUCUCUUAGUUCUAGUGAAAGUAAAUCUUAAUGCAAUGACAUUCUGGAGAAUGUUACUAACCAUCCUACAAUAAAUGGCAUAACAUUGAAUAAGCAUUCAGUUUCCCUUUAAAUGGUAUGAAAGAGGAAUUAUAUUGUAAUUUCUUCGUUCAGGCGUUCUUUUGCAAAUUAUGGCAAAGUUCCCAUUUGAACUUUUCAUUGUGGACUUGAUGUCUGCUGUUUUAAAGUGAACUCAAAAGUGGGGAUUGCGGUGGUGCACCACAUUGUUCUGUAUGUCAUGCUACAUUUAUGCUUCCCUGUAAAUCUGUAAAGAUGGAAUGAAUUUUAAGAUGUUCAUAUUGCAAUAACAACAUUUACGAUCAACAUUAAAAAUCAUUACCAAGUACCUUUUUUUUUCUUUGUAAAUAAGUGAAUAUUAGGAAUCAGUGUUCCAUUUGUUUGCAGCAUUUUAAGUAUUGUAAGAUAUUUUCUUAUGUUUGCCCAGAAAAUAUCUUGUGUAGUCAUUUUUUCAAAGUGUAACAUGAUUGAGAUUAAAAUAUUUUCUAUGUAGACAUGAAUAAAAACAUUCAAUUUUUUA
Molecule: messenger RNA, 7935 nt
Organism: Anguilla rostrata (American eel)
Lineage: Eukaryota; Metazoa; Chordata; Actinopteri; Anguilliformes; Anguillidae
Gene: slc52a2
Product: solute carrier family 52 member 2
Exons: 4
Coding region: 3558-6485 (975 amino acids)
Biological process (GO): riboflavin transport
Cellular component (GO): plasma membrane
Molecular function (GO): 3'-5'-RNA exonuclease activity; riboflavin transmembrane transporter activity
Source: RefSeq, a predicted model, not a curated record